AACAAAAACAACUGGUGAACCCACAACAACAGUCACUGGUGUGUCAACAACAACUGGUGAACCCACUACAUCUAUCACAGUUUCAUCAACAACAACUGGUAAACCCACUACAUCCGUCACAGUUUCAUCAACAACAACUGGUGAACCCACUACAUCCAUCACAGUUUCAGCAACAACAACUGAUGAACCCACUACAACCAUCACUGAGUCAACAAAAACAACUGGUGAACCCAAAACAACAGUCACUGCUGUGUUGACAACAACUGGUGAACCCACUACAACUGUUAAUGGGGCAUCGACAACAACUGGUGAACCCACUACAACCAUCACUGGUGUGUCAACAACAACUGGUGAACCCACUACAACCAUCACUGUUUCAUCAACAACAACUGAUGAACCCACUACAACCAUCACUGGGUCAACAAAAACAACUGGUGAACCCACUUCAACAGUCACUGCUGUGUCGACAACAACUGGUGAACUCACUACGACAAUCACUGGUGUUUCUACAACAACUAAUGAACCUUCUACAACCAUCACUGGUGUGUCAACAACAACUGGUGAACCCACUACAACUAUCAUUGAGUCUUCAUCAACAACUGGUGAACUCACUACAACCAUCACUGGUAUGUCGACAACAACUGGUGAAACAACUACAACCGUGAAUGGUGCAUCGACAACAACUGUUGAACCCACUACGACCAUCACAGAGUCAACAAAAACAACUGAUGAACCCACAACAACAGUCACUGGUGUGUCAACAACAACUGGUGAACCCACUACAUCUAUCACAGUUUCAUCAACAACAACUGUUGAACCCACUACAACUAUCAUUGAGUCUUCAUCAACAACUGGUGAACCCACUACAUCCGUCACAGUUUCAUCAACAACAACUGAUGAACCCACUACAACCAUCACAGUUUCAUCAACUACAACUGAUGAACCCACUACAACCAUCACAGUUUCAUCAACAACAACUGAUGAACCCACUACAACCAUCACUGAGUCAACAAAAACAACUGUUCAACCCACAUCAACAGUCAAAGCUGUGUCGACAACAACUGGUGAACCCACUACAACCAUCACUGGUGUUUCUACAACAACUAAUGAACCUUCUACAACCAUCAUUGAUGCAUCAAAAACAACUGGUGAACCCACAACAAAAGUCACAGAUGUGUCGACAACAACUGGUGAACCCACUACAACUGUCACAGAGUCAACAAAAACAACUGGUGAUUCCACUACAUCCGUCACAGUUUCAUCAACAACAACUGAUGAACCCACUACAACCAUCAUAGUUUCAUCAACAACAACUGAUGAACCCACUACAACCAUCACAGUUUCAUCAACAACAACUGAUGAACCCACUACAAGCAUCACUGAGUCAACAAAAACAACUGUUCAACCCACAUCAACAGUCACUGCUGUGUCGACAACAACUGGUGAACCCACUACAUCCGUCACAGUUUCAUCAACAACAACUGGUGAACCCACUACAUCCAUCACAGUUUCAGCAACAACAACUGAUGAACCCACUACAACUGUUAAUGGGGCAUCGACAACAACUGGUGAACCCACUACAACCAUCACUGAGUCAACAAAAACAACUGUUCAACCCACAUCAACAGUCAAAGCUGUGUUGACAACUGCUGGUGAACCCACUACGACAAUCACUGGUGUUUCUACAACAACUAAUGAACCUUCUACAACCAACACUGGUGUGUCAACAACAACUGGUGAACCCACUACAACCAUCAUUGAGUCUUCAUCAACAACUGGUGAACCCACUACAACCAUCACUGGUGUGUCAACAACAACUGGUGAACCCACAACAACAGUCACUGGUGUGUCGACAACAACUGAUGAACCCACUACAACUGUUAAUGGGGCAUCGACAACAACUGGUGAACCCACUACAACCAUCACUGGUGUGUCAACAACAACUGGUGAACCCACUACAACCAUCACUGUUUCAUCAACAACAACUGAUGAACCCACUACAACCAUCACUGGGUCAACAAAAACAACUGGUGAACCCACUUCAACAGUCACUGCUGUGUCGACAACAACUGGUGAACUCACUACGACAAUCACUGGUGUUUCUACAACAACUAAUGAACCUUCUACAACCAUCACUGGUGUGUCAACAACAACUGGUGAACCCACUACAACUAUCAUUGAGUCUUCAUCAACAACUGGUGAACUCACUACAACCAUCACUGGUAUGUCGACAACAACUGGUGAAACAACUACAACCGUGAAUGGUGCAUCGACAACAACUGUUGAACCCACUACGACCAUCACAGAGUCAACAAAAACAACUGAUGAACCCACAACAACAGUCACUGGUGUGUCAACAACAACUGGUGAACCCACUACAUCUAUCACAGUUUCAUCAAAAACAACUGGUGAACCCAUAACAACAGUCAAUGCUGAGUCGACAACAACUGGUGAACCCACUACAUCCAUCAUGGUUUCAUCAACAACAACUGUUGAACCCACUACAACUAUCAUUGAGUCUUCAUCAACAACUGGUGAACCCACUACAUCCGUCACAGUUUCAUCAACAACAACUGAUGAACCCACUACAACCAUCACAGUUUCAUCAACAACAACUGAUGAACCCACUACAACCAUCACAGUUUCAUCAACAACAACUGAUGAACCCACUACAACCAUCACUGAGUCAACAAAAACAACUGUUCAACCCACAUCAACAGUCAAAGCUGUGUCGACAACAACUAGUGAACCUACUACGACAAUCACUGGUGUUUCUACAACAACUAAUGAACCUUCUACAACCAUCAUUGAUGCAUCAAAAACAACUGGUGAACCCACUACAACCAUCACUGGUGUGUCAACAACAACUGGUGAACCCACUACAACCAUCAUUGAUGCAUCAAAAACAACUGGUGAACCCACAACAAAAGUCACAGCUGUGUCGACAACAACUGGUGAACCCACUACAUCCGUCACAGUUUCAUCAACAACAACUGGUGAACCCACUACAUCCAUCACAGUUUCAGCAACAACAACUGAUGAACCCACUACAACUGUUAAUGGGGCAUCGACAACAACUGGUGAACCCACUACAACCAUCACUGAGUCAACAAAAACAACUGUUCAACCCACAUCAACAGUCAAAGCUGUGUUGACAACUGCUGGUGAACCCACUACGACAAUCACUGGUGUUUCUACAACAACUAAUGAACCUUCUACAACCAACACUGGUGUGUCAACAACAACUGGUGAACCCACUACAACCAUCAUUGAGUCUUCAUCAACAACUGGUGAACCCACUACAACCAUCACUGGUGUGUCAACAACAACUGGUGAACCCACAACAACAGUCACUGGUGUGUCGACAACAACUGAUGAACCCACUACAACUGUUAAUGGGGCAUCGACAACAACUGGUGAACCCACUACAACCAUCACUGGUGUGUCAACAACAACUGGUGAACCCACUACAACCAUCACUGUUUCAUCAACAACAACUGAUGAACCCACUACAACCAUCACUGGGUCAACAAAAACAACUGGUGAACCCACUUCAACAGUCACUGCUGUGUCGACAACAACUGGUGAACUCACUACGACAAUCACUGGUGUUUCUACAACAACUAAUGAACCUUCUACAACCAUCAUUGAUGCAUCAAAAACAACUGGUGAACCCACUACAACCAUCACUGGUGUGUCAACAACAACUGGUGAACCCACUACAACCAUCAUUUAUGCAUCAAAAACAACUGGUGAACCCACAACAAAAGUCACAGCUGUGUCGACAACAACUGGUGAACCCACUACAACUGUCACAGAGUCAACAAAAACAACUGGUGAUUCCACUACAUCCGUCACAGUUUCAGCAACAACAACUGGUGAACCCACUACAUCCAUCACAGUUUCAGCAACAACAACUGGUGAACCCACUACAUCCGUCACAGUUUCAUCAACAACAACUGGUGAACCCACUACAUCCGUCACAGUUUCAUCAACAACAACUGGUGAACCCACUACAUCCAUCACAGUUUCAGCAACAACAACUGAUGAACCCACUACAACCAUCACUGAGUCAACAAAAACAACUGUUCAACCCACAUCAACAGUCAAAGCUGUGUUGACAACUGCUGGUGAACCCACUACAACUAUCACUGCGUUCACAAAAACAACUGGUGAACCCACAACAACUAUCACUGCGUUCACAAAAACAACUGGUGAACCCACAACAACAGUCACUGGUGUGUCGACAACAACUGGUGAACCCACAACAACUAUCACUGCGUUCACAAAAACAACUGGUGAACCCACAACAACUAUCACUGGUGUUUCGACAACAACUAAUGAACCUUCUACAACCAUCACUGGUGUGUCGACAACAACUGGUGAACCCACUACACCCAUCACGGUUUCAUCAACAACAACUGGUGAACCCACUACAACAGUCACUGCUGUGUCAUCAACAACUGGUGAACCCACUACAACCAUCAUUGAUGCAUCAAAAACAACUGGUGAACCCACUACAACCAUCAUUGAUGCAUCAAAAACAACUGGUGAACCCACUACAACCAUCAUUGAUGCAUCAAAAACAACUGGUGAACCCACUACAACCGUAACUGGUGCAGUGACAACAACGAUUACAGCUGCACCCACUACAACUGUAAGUGUUGCAUUGACAAAAACCGAAGACCUCACUUCAGUCAUCACUGGUGUGUCGACAACAACUUUUGAACCCUCUUCAGUCAUCACUGGUGUGUCGACAACGACUGUUACAGCUUUACCCAGUACAACCAUCACUAGUGCAUCAAAUGCCACCACAACGACAACGGCUACUCCUGUCAUCACUACUGCCAUCAUCACAGCCACGACAACUACCGCUGUUGCAAACUCUAGUGUUCCUGUGGUGUUCAGGUCCAGAGGAGAGACAUUUACGUCUGACCUAUCAAACACAUCUUCUCAGGCCUUUCAAACCCGAGCAUUGCUGAUUAAAACUAAGCUUGAACCUUACUAUCGAUCGGCUUUCACCUCUUUCAACAGUUUGGAUGUGGCAGCAUUCAGCUCUGGAUCCAUCAUCAAUACUGUAAAUGUAGCAUUCAGCUCCCCCUCGGUCCCUAAUAUCACAGAGAUUGGCAUUGUUUUGAUAAAUGCUGCUCAAAACAUCACAGCUUUCAAUAUUGACGUCAACUCAGUGACGGUCAACAACACAGCUGCUCCUGCAACAAGUUCUGUUCCUCCUACAACUUCUGUUAAUACCACUGUGGCUGGUACUACCACCACAACAACUGGAGAACCUGUCACUGUUCCUGCUACCGUUCCUACAACUAGGCCCGCAACUACAACCACCACCUAUGUGGCCCCCACAACUACAGUGUCAAAGACAGCAUCACCACUGUCAACAACUACCAGCACAGCUCCAACUACCACAACAACACAUACUACUACUACUAGUACAACAACAACAACUACAACUGCACAUAUUAAACCUGUUCCACUGGUGGCUUUCGUCAUACAACAAGUGUUUGUAGAAGCUUUAAAUGACCCUCAAAGUACACAAUUCCAAGAACUUGCAAUAACUAUUACUGCAGUGUUCGAUGUGAUCUACAAAGCAAAAUAUGGGAUCCUCUUCAUCCGGACGAUUGUUCUUGGAUUCACACCUAUUUUCCAUUCCCGUAUGGAUGCAGAAACACAGGCAGAGGUCCAACUGGUGUUCAAUGAGACCUCCACUCAAUCUGUCCCUGAGGUUACUGACAUUAGCAAUACACUGAAAGAAGCAGUUGCCAAUCCGAAAAUUACCUUUGGCAACCUCUCUCUGGAUGUCACCACCAUCAUUGUUCAAGUGCCCACCACAAAUAACAACACAACUACAACGGCUACUCCUGUCUUCACUACUGCUAUCAUCACAACUACAACCACUGAAACUACGGUUGUGGCACUCACUAAGGUGACUGUGGUGUUCCGGUCCAGCGGAGAGACAUUUACGUCUGACCUAUCAAACACAUCUUCUCAGGCCUUUCAAACCCGAACAUUACUGAUUAAAACUCAGCUUGAACCUUUCUAUCAAUCGGCUUUCACCUCUUUCAACAGUUUGAAUGUGACAGAAUUCAGCUCUGGAUCCAUCAUCAAUACUAUGAAUUUAGCAUUCAGAUCCUCCUCUGUCCCAAAUUCCAGGGAGAUUGGCACUGUUUUAAUAAAUGCCGCCCCAAAAAUCACAGCUUUCAACAUUGACCCCACCUCAGUGAGAGUCAACGACACAGCUGUGACCUCAAGUGGAAUAAGCAGCAAGACGAGUCUCUGCACAGCAUUCUUUCUGGUGGUUCUGUCGCUGCUACUGUCAAGCCAGCAUUAGUCUCAGUGGCAACGCCCACUAAAAACACUAUUUCACUCACUGGCAAGCAGCAGAACGAAAUAGUGUGUGUAGUCAUAUAUUUCCUCUAUCCAAAACAUAGAAAAUUAACAUAGAAUGCCCACGCAAGUCACACCCUGGCCUAACCAAAAUAGAGAAUAAAAACCUCUCUAUGCCCAGAGCGUGACACAUAUGUAUAUACUGUAUUCUCUUCUAUUCUAUACUAUCUUAGUUUAUGUUGCUCUGACACAGCUCAUGCUAAUACUUAUAUAUUCCAUUCCUUUACUUUAGAUUGUGUGUAUUGUUAGAUAUAAGUUGUUAGAUAUUACUGCACUGUUGGAGCUAGAAAUACAAACAUUUUGCUACAAAUCCACAAAAACAUCGGCUAAACACGUGUAUGUGACAGAUAACAUUAGAUUUGAGUUGAAAUACCUCACCCCCCAUGCCUUAAUGCUUAAUCACGCAUCAUCAUAUAUUUUCAAAACAAAAACAAGUAUUGUAUCCUGUGAGCUCAAUUGUAAAAAAAAUCCAUUAUAGAAUGAAAGGUAUAAAUACAUCAAUUAGAAUAAAACAAGUAUUUAAUAAAGUCGUUGUG
This is a messenger RNA of Oncorhynchus gorbuscha (pink salmon), 6935 nucleotides long. Its product is annotated as zinc finger protein 853-like. The record is from RefSeq and is a predicted model, not a curated record. The transcript has 10 exons. Bases 3207 to 4121 code for a protein of 304 amino acids. NCBI's taxonomy places the organism in Eukaryota, Metazoa, Chordata, Actinopteri, Salmoniformes, Salmonidae.